AUGUAUAUUUUGAUUUAUGUGGAUGACAUUGUAAUUACCUGCUCUAACUCAACUGCCAUUACUGAGUUGAUUUCAUUGCUUGGUGUGGAUUUUGGCAUUAAAGAUUUAGGGUCUUUGAAUUUCUUUCUCGGCAUUGAAGUUCUUCCUCAUGAAAAUGGUGUUCUUCUUUCUCAGAGGCGAUAUAUUCUAGAUUUAUUGAAGAAAACUGACACGCUUGAGGCUAAACUAGUCAAUACACCUAUGGCUACUUCCACUAGUUUAUCUGCCUUUGAUGGAACUUCUUAUGAAGACCCCACACUUUUUGUAGCACAGUUGGAGGGCUGCAAUACUUGGCUAUUACAUGGCCUGACAUUGCCUUUGUUGUUAAUAAACUCUCUAAGUUCAUGCACCGCCCAACUGUUACUCAUUGGUUCUCGCGAUGACAAAAGAUCAACUGGUGGUUAUUGCAUUUAUCUUGGCACUAAUCUAAUCUCUUGGAGCUGCAAGAAACAAGCUACUAUAGCUUGUUCAAGCACUGAAGCAGAAUAUAAAGCCUUGGCUAACAUUGCAGUAGAAAUAUCUUGGCUGACUUCUCUGCUUUUUGAACUAGGCUUUCCUGUUUCACCUCCACCUCUUUUAUGGUGA
This is a messenger RNA of Quercus robur (English oak), 624 nucleotides long. RefSeq lists its product as uncharacterized. Bases 1 to 624 code for a protein of 207 amino acids. NCBI's taxonomy places the organism in Eukaryota, Viridiplantae, Streptophyta, Magnoliopsida, Fagales, Fagaceae. The transcript has 2 exons. The record is from RefSeq and is a predicted model, not a curated record.